AUGGAUAUUUCAAAUGUACUCCAAAAUUAUAGAGUACAACUUUUCGACGAAUUCGAAGAGAAAGAUAUUGAAACAAAUUUAAAUAUAAUUAAACAAAAAUAUGAAAACAAAUUAAUAUUUAUUUUAAAACAAAUAAAGGAAAAAAUAUCUUUACAUAAAAGUUGUGAACAAUCUUGUUUUUGCUCAAAAUAUAAGGAUGGCAACUUUUGCCCAUGUAGUCAAAUAAAUUCCAAAUAUCAACAAAAUGAAAUAAAUGAGGAAAAUCAAAAUCAAGAAAAUCAAGACAAUUUAAAUUGUGAAAAACAAUCACAGCUUCCUACUAUAAAUGGAAAUUCGGAUAAAAAAAGGAAACGAAAUGGCAACCACAAAGAAAGUUGUGAAAAGCGAAAUGAGAGAAGCAAUAUAGAAGAAGACCAAAUUCAAAACCCGUUAAAAAGGCAAAAUGUAAAUUUAGAUAAAAUAAAAGAUAUGGAUAUAUAUGAUACAAUAAAUGAAUUAAACACAUUUAUAAAAGUCAAUGAGGAUAUACAAUUUUUAGAUUCAACAGAUUUAUUUUUCAAUAUUCCUAUUAAAAAAGAUUGUAUCUUAAAAGAUAUAUUUAAAAAAUUCAUACACGAAAUAAAAAAUAAAAAUUAUAAAAACAUUUAUAAACAUACAUAUUUAGAGUGUUAUAAACGAAAUCAAAAUAAAAUUCAAGAACAAGGUUUUUGUUGUAACUUACAAAAAAAUUUCAAAAAUAUUAUUAAUUUUUAUUUUACUACUUUUGUAGAACAAUUUUCAUUAUUUUAUUUUGAUUUUUUAUUAUGCAUAGUAAAAGGAAUAAUAACAAUCGAAUCAGGAAUUAAUUAUAUUUCCAAUGAUUUAGCAAAUUUACAUCGUGAAUAUUCUAUGAAAUUUAAUUUUCCAUUUUUUAAUAUUAACACAGAUUCUGACAAAACGAAUGAUGAGAAAUAUAACAAUAAAUUAGACAACACCGAAUCAAAUAACACAUAUUUAGAUAACACUUAUUUAAUUUUGCCAUUUAAAAUAGUCAUAUUAAAUAGUUUGCAAUGCAUAUUCGAAAUUGUACAGUAUUUAAAAGAAAAAAAAAAUAAUCUUUACACAGAUUACAAAAAUAUUAUUUUUCAAUGUAUUAUAAUGUUAGAAAAAAAAAAAAUAAUAUCUUUUAAAGAUACAACUACAUAUAUAGAAUGUAAAAAUUUUGAUAAAAUAAAUAUAUUUCCAAAAGAACUAAAUAAGCUUAUUACAAAAUUAAAAACAAAAAAUAUGUAUAGUAUAUCUAUUUAUAAUUUAAUCAGAGAAAAUAUCAAUGGUUAUUCUAAAAUCAUCUUUUUAUUAGAUCAAUUUUUUGCAAACAAUUCAAAUUCCCCUAUUGACAGGUCAAAUCAAAAUAGUAAACUCUCUUCAAAAUUUUACUCAAAAUAUGUUCUUAAAAGAAAAAAAAAUCAAAAAAAUCAAAAAAAUGGACCAAAUGAACCAAAUGAACCAAAUGAACCAAAUGAACCAAAUGGGCAAGCCAACAUUUCUGAUGCAUUUUUUAUUUCUUCAGAUUUUGAAAACAUUUCAGAUUCGUCGUUAUCAUUAAUGUCAUACAAUAAUGAUGAUAAAUUUAAAAAAAAUCAAAAAAAAAAUAAUUCUUCAUCAUUGAAAAGAAAAUGGAAAAAACAUCUAAAUUGUUAUUAUUGUAAUGAUAUCAUAAAUUUGAAAAAUAAUAUUUUUAAAAUUGCAGGGUUACAUAAUUUAUGUCCUCGUAGAAUCAUAUCAAUAUUAUUAUUUUAUUAUGAACAAAAUAUAAAUAGCGAAAAACAACUUCUUCCAUUAUUUUAUUUAUAUUCAAAAGAAAGUAUAACCGAUGUAAUCAUACUUGAAUUAAAAAUAAAAAAUAAUUAUAUUCAAGAAAAUAACUUAGAAAAAUUAGACAAAUUAAAAAAUAUAUAUAAUAAAAAUGAAAUUAGUGAAAAUGAAAAUAAAUAUUAUAUUCCUGAAUUUUUAUUAAAUACUAAUAAUUUUUUUAGUUAUAAUUAUUUUAAAAUGUGUUCUAUUUUAAUUUUAAAUGAUCUUUUAAAUAUAAAUAUAUUUUAUAAUAAUUUAUUACCUAAUGACAUUUUAUUAAAACAUAUUUUUUCUGAACUGUACAGAAAAUUUUAUGAGGAUUAUGAUAAUACAUUUUCAGAUAAAACUAUUUCACUUUUCCAUUAUUAUAUUCCAUAUGAUAUUAAUAAAAUGUAUGAUACUUUUGAAAUUCUUAAAUCUGCUUAUUUUGAAAAAAAAAAUCAAAAUUUAGAAAAAUUAAAAUUAGCUAAUUUGGAAAAUAAAACAUCAAAUACAUUACAAACAAAUAAUGAACACUCAGAAAAUGAUAUAAAAAAUAGUUCAUCUGAAUUGCCUAAAACUGAUAAUCACAAUAAUCACAAUAUUGGCGAUGUUGGCGAUGUUGGCGAUAACAAUUUAAAAAGUUUGAAUAAAUUAUUAGAAAACACAGAUGAGCCUCUUUCUAUACAUGAUAUAGUAGUUAACUACAGCUUGAACAAUAAUAAUCCAGAUUUAAAAAAAAAAUGCCAAAACAUUUUAGAAUCAAAAAAAACAGAUGCAAUCAAAUAUUACCUAUAUGAUUCCCUAACUAAUAAUACACAAAAUAAUGGAGAAAAUUUUAUAAAAAUGUAUAUAGAAAGAGAAAUAAAAAUACGAAAUGAAUCUAAAAAUUCAAAAUAUUUAUCUUAUAAUGAUGCACACAAUUAUUUAUUCCUAGAAGAAGAUCAUUAUUUUCUUAUUUUGAGUCGUUUAUUUUUUAUGAUAAAUCAAAAAUUUAUAUUUUUAUCAACAUUAAUAGAUUUGAAUGCUUGGAAUUAUGUUACAAUUCUAAUUAAUCAUUUAACUAGUUUUAAUUCAAACCCAUUUUUGAAUUAUUUUGUUUCUCUAUCUUUGUCUAAACUUCUUAAUUAUCUUAUAACCCCUUUAAUAAAUAAUAUUCAUGAAAUUAAAACAAAAAAAACAAAAAAAACAAAACAAAAUGAGUCAUGUUUCUUUUGCAAACUAAAUUUAAAUUCAUCUGAUCUUGUUGGAUACAAUUCUAUUAAAACGAUCAAGAAAAAUAAAAAGCAUCUUAAAAAUUUAUUUAAAAAUGAAAAAAAUAUCAAAAUGAAUAAAAAAAAAGUAAAACAGUUAAUCAAAUUGUAUAAAUGUAAUUAUAAAUUGUUCGCGUUAGAAAGCCAGGAAAAAGGCAAAACCAAAAGUAACAAAACCAAAAGCAGCACAAGAAACAGCACAAGAAACAACCACAUAUUUGCAGACAAUAAUCAUGUAUCCAUUUCGACCGAAAAUGAAAAAAUAAUUAACUUAAAGAAUAAGCAUUUUCCAUUACAAAAGUUUUUCUUUUUAUCAAAAGUAACAUCAAAUAUUUCUGAAAAAAAAAAAAACACACUCCAUACAUCUUCCAACUCCAAUUUAAAACCAAAAGAGGUCACACACAAUAAUAAUGAACAAACAUAUUUAAAAGAAAUCGAAACUAUAGAUGAUUUUUUUGAUAAAUUUUUACCUUUUUUAAAGUACUUAGGAUAUUUUACAUAUAUAUAUAAUAAACUUGAACAAAAUGUGUUAAAAAUUAUAUUAAAUUAUGUCCAAAUUAUGACAAAAAAAAAUAGUAAUUUUGAAACACAAGCUGAACAAAUAAAUAAAUUCCAUCCAAAUUUUUAUUCAUUUUUAAAUUUCUUUUUUUUAUCAUUAAAUAAUAAUUGUGAAGAAAUAAAUGAAAAUCUAAUAAACAUCCAAUUAUGGGAUAUACUAAAAUUAAUACCAGUUUCUACAAGAUAUAAAAUUUAUUUCAACUUUUAUAACUUAAUAGAAAACCAAAAAAAAAAUAUUAUUAAAUAUAAAAAUCAAAUUCUUAUACCCAACGAAUCUUCUAAUAAAACCGUGCCAGAAAAACAAGAUGGUAAAACCGUGCCAGAAAAACAAGAUGGUAAAACUGUGCCAGAAAAACAAGAUGGUAAUGUAAAUCCCCAUUUUGCAACUAUCCCAAUUAACUCAAUAUAUUUUUUCUCCUUAUUUAAUUUCGAAUUAAUUAAAACAAAAAUUAGAAAAAUUAUCAAAAGAGCAACAUCAGAUAUAUUAAAAGAUAGACAAAAUGUAAAAGUCAAAGAAAUGUUAUCUGAAUUUAAUUUUAUAAUAAAUAGGAAUCCAUUUAUUGGUGCUGAAGUAGUUAUACAACAAUGUGAAUUAUUUGAUAAUAAUAUGAUUAUUACUUUAACUGAAUCUAUUAAACAUAUUAAUAUAUUUUCAAGUGAUAUUUUUUUAUAUAAAAUUAUAGAAAAACAACAAUUAUUAAAUGUUAAUACUUUUAAUUUAAAUAAACAAAAUAAUAUGAACAGUUCAGAAUUUUGUGCUGAUAAUGUUUUUAGACCAAAAAAAUUAAUAAAUCUUUCAUUAUUUAGUGCAAUAUUUAUGUCAAAACAUCCACCUGUCGAAUUUUAUCCAAUACUUAUUUCAACAUUAAAAAGAAUCUUUUCAGAAAUGCAUAUAUCAGAUAAAUUAUUUUUGAGACAAAUUCCAUCAAAUAUUCAAAAAAAUGAUCAAAAUAUUCAAAAAAAUGAUCAAAAUAUCCAAAUAAAUGAUCAAAAUACCCAAAUAAAUGAUCAAAAUACCCAAAUAAAUGAUGAUACAAAUAAAAUGAUCAUAUUAAAAGCUGAUAAUAAAAAAUAUCCUGAUUUAAUGAGUGGGUAUAUAUUCGAUUUAGAAUACAUUCAAAAACUUAUCGAAAUAUAUGGUGGAACUAGUACAUAUGUAGAAGUGCAAGCAUUAAAUGAUGAUCAAUUAGAUGCACAAGGUGGAUUUAAAAAUCUAAAAAAAGAAGUAAUGCUAAUUGAAAAUGAUAUAGAUAUGAAUAUUAAUAAUACAGAAUAUGAUUAUAUAGAAAAAAAUGAAAUGGAAAAUGAAAAGUUAAAAUCAGAAUGUAUUUCUUAUGCAACUAAAGUGUUGCUUAACCCUAAUAUUAUCUAUUUAAUGUUUUGUAUCUUAUCAAAAUUAAAACAUGAAUAUUUAUAUGAUAGUAAUACAUUUAAUCUCAAAAAUGUAUCAUUUAUAGUUGAUCAAAUUAAUUCUAUUCUUUUACAAUAUAUUGAUUUUUUACAAACAAAUUCAAAUCCUAAACUCUAUAUAUCUAUUAUACCAAAUAUUAUUACUAUAUUCCAUUUUUUUGAUAUUUCGCAAGCUUUUCAAAUUAUUAGAUUUUCCUUUCCAUUUUUCGAUCAAAAUGAUAUCCAAAACGAGUUAGAUGCAGAAAAGGAAAGAGAAAAAGAGAACGAAAAGGAGAACGAAAAUGAGAACGAAAAGGAGAACGAAAAUGAGAACGAAAAUGAGAACGAAAAUGAGAACGAAAAGGAGAACGAAAAGGAGAACGAAAAUGAGAACGAAAAAGAGAACGAAAAUGAGAACGAAAACGAAAAUGAAAAUGAUUCCGAAACAGACCCAUGGAUAGAUGUUAUGAUGCCAAUUGUUCAGAAAUAUAUUAACAUUGAAAACUUAAACGGAAUAAAUAUCAAAUUUUAUUUAUUCUAUUGGAGAUUACAUAUAUCAGAUAUUUAUGUUCCACAUAAACAGUAUCAAAAAAUAAUAGACAAUUUUGAUAUGCUUAUAAAUAAAUUAGAAAAAUAUUUCAUUGAUAAUAAAAAAGAUGAAAAUCUUAAUUGGAUACAUAAAAAAAUAGAAAAAUUAAAUUUUAGAAAAUCUCAAAUAAAAAAUGAAUAUGAAUAUCAUAUACAUCAUACAAAUAAAAUAAAAAAAAAAUUAUCACAUAUAAUAGAACAUUGGGUUGAUCCUGAAGAAAUCGAUUUUAGUACAUUUCCUUCUUUUGUUAAGUGUUUAAUUGCUCCUAGAAUAUUAAAUAGUGAAAAAGAUUCUUUAUUUUGUUCUAAAUUUAUACAACUAUUAAUAGAAUUUUAUACCCCUCUUUUUAAUUUAUGUACAUUAGUUCAUGUUUUAACAAAAAUGUUAAUUCCUCUUAUAAAUUCAUGUACAGAAAAAGAAUCACUAAAUGUCGGAAUAUUUUUUAAUGACCUUUUCUCAUAUUUAUAUUUAUUAUGUGAUGAUGUCAAAUAUUUUCAAAAUAUAUCAAAUAAUAAUCCAUGUUUUAGUAACACUUUAAAUUUCGAAUCAAAGACUACAAUUAGUCAUCCUGAUAUUGUUCAGAAAAUUUGUAAAUGGGAAAAUUAUAUUAUUGCUUUGCUUUUUGAAAAUAAUAAUAAUGAUGAAAAAACUUGGAUCAAUUAUAAAUCAAUAGUUGUAUUUUUAUUUAGAUUAGUUAAUUCAUUUCCAUAUUCUCCAAAAAUUAAAGAUUCUAUAAUAACACAUUUACAAAAUUUACAAGAUAUUUCAAAAACACAUGGUUGGAAAGAUAUAUUAAUAUCAAUUAAUAGUCUAAAACAAAUAAUGGAAAAAAACAAAAAACUUCCUGGUGCAGAAAAAAAAGACGAACAAGAAUCCAAGGGGAAAACACCAAAGAUAAAUGAAACACCACAAAAAUCUGAUUCAAACGUAACCAUGACCCCAUUUAAUACAUCUCGUCAUUUUCAUACAAAUUCAAACUCACAUUUUAUGCCAGUGGCAAAGAAUAUUUACAAUCAAAAUAUACAUCAUGUAAUGCCAAAUGCUCAUAAUUUACCUCCAAAGCCAUUUAUGAAAGAACAUUUUAAUAAGAUUCCGCCACCCCAAGAGCCAAAUAAAUACAUGUUAAAAAGAAGAUAUCGCUAUUUUUAA
Messenger RNA from Plasmodium yoelii, 6750 nucleotides. RefSeq names its product THO complex subunit 2, putative. Lineage: Eukaryota; Apicomplexa; Aconoidasida; Haemosporida; Plasmodiidae. Gene Ontology annotation, cellular component: THO complex part of transcription export complex. Gene Ontology annotation, biological process: mRNA export from nucleus; mRNA processing. Gene Ontology annotation, molecular function: mRNA binding. The coding region runs from base 1 to 6750 and encodes 2249 amino acids. The record is from RefSeq and is a predicted model, not a curated record. The transcript has 4 exons.